Molecule: messenger RNA, 327 nt
Organism: Saimiri boliviensis boliviensis (Bolivian squirrel monkey)
Lineage: Eukaryota; Metazoa; Chordata; Mammalia; Primates; Cebidae
Gene: MYOCOS
Product: myocilin opposite strand
Source: RefSeq, a predicted model, not a curated record
CAAAUCCAUGAGUUGACACGUAAAAGCUGACCUGGGAUUAAAAGCUGCAGUGACCCGAAAUUCCUCAAAUCCCCUGAGUGCAAGGCCAUGGCUCAGAAAAGCCCUGUGGACAACACCAUUAAUCUCCCCUACAAGGAUCUGACCUCUGAGGUGACCAGGCGCAGAGUCAUCAUGACCACCAGAAAAGAGAUAAUCACCCAGAAAAGUGAUGAAGCUAAGAUGCUCUCCCACUUGGAUUGGGAACAAGCCCCUCCCCCUCACAGGACCCACCUCAGAGUACCUCCUGCCCCACCUCCUUCUCCAGCUGAGGAUGCCACGGACUCCUAA